This is a messenger RNA of Actinia tenebrosa (Australian red waratah sea anemone), 3404 nucleotides long. Its product is annotated as chloride channel protein 2. Gene Ontology annotation, cellular component: plasma membrane. Gene Ontology annotation, biological process: chloride transport; transmembrane transport. Gene Ontology annotation, molecular function: voltage-gated chloride channel activity. NCBI's taxonomy places the organism in Eukaryota, Metazoa, Cnidaria, Anthozoa, Actiniaria, Actiniidae. The record is from RefSeq and is a predicted model, not a curated record.
UUGACCCAAAAGCAAGCAUUGGAUGAAUUGUUUUCUAAUACAACUUGGUCAACAACUAAGUUGAAGGAUGCAGCUGAUAUCGAAGUGUUGAAACAUUGGGAUGGUGCCAACACAAACAUCUAUGUUACCCUUGUCAUAUUCAUAGUGCUUAAGUUUCUCAUGACUGCAGUUGCCGUUUCCCUUCCAAUCCCUGCUGGAGUAUUCUUCCCAGUUUUCCUCAUUGGUGCAGCAUUUGGCCGUUUAGUAGGUGAAGCUAUGGCAACCUGGUUCCCUAAUGGAAUAAGAGAUGGAGAUAUUGUGAGCCCUGUAGUACCAGGAGGAUAUGCUGUCGUGGGUGCCGCAGCCAUGGCAGGCGCUGUAACACACACCAUUUCUACUUCUGUCAUUGUCUUUGAACUAACAGGACAGAUUGUACACAUUCUACCUGUUAUGAUUGCAGUACUCAUUGCCAAUGCCAUUGCUCAGUGGUUGCAGCCUUCAUUUUACGAUAGCAUCAUACAAAUCAAGUCUUUACCUUAUCUACCAGACUUAACAACAACAGGAAACGAUGAAUCCCGUAAAGAAGGUCCUGCUGUUCUUGAAGUAGAGGCACAAGUUUCCCUCCCGAAGAAUGAGUCAAACAACAAGCUGAAUAAGUCCUCCAUACUUGAAAAAGUUCCUCAGCGUCUGCACAAACUGUUCGGUAGUGGAACAAAUAUGAGUGAUAUUGAGAGGGUUCCAGAGAACAGAGAUGAUUCACAAACAGCUGAACAGCAAGCCCAAUGGGAGCGUGAGAUCCUACAAAUGCCGAUCGACUUUAACAGCUGUAAGAUUGACCCUGCACCCUUCCAGUUGGUUGAGAGAACUUCUUUACUCAAGGUUCACAAACUGUUCGCUCUUCUGAAUUUAUCUCAUGCUUAUGUCACAACAUUGGGUCGACUGGCUGGGCUCGUCUCGCUCAAAGAGGUUCGACAAGCGAUCGAGGGAGAAAAUUACUUUGAUUCAACAGACGUCAAUACCUCGUCACCAGACCCUCUCGAAUUCAACGACUUAUCUCUUGAGACAAGGCAGGAUGUAAUGCUGGAGUCCAAGCCAUCAAGAUCUCCCAAUAAAGUACCUCAUGAGCAAUCACCCAAGCUAUAGGUGCCAAUAACCUCAUGGUUAAUACAUUUAAGAUCAUUAUAUUUUCUAAUGAGUCUUUUGGCGUUUCAAGCCAUUUAUUAUUCCCUUACCGAUAGUGCGGGAGGUAAGGCUGGAUUUCAUUCUAGCAAACAAUUGUAAUGCCACUACAAGCGAUAGGAUUUUUUUCGUAUUCAACUCUAAUCUUCGUAACGAGGAACGUGUUAUUUACUUUGCAACCUGAUAACUAGACGAAAUGGAGAGCCAAUAGAAAAGAAAUGAAAAAGAAAGAAAAGAAAAAAGAAAAGAAAAGGAGAAGAAAAAUAUAUAAAAAGAAAAGCGUAGAAAGUGAAUUUCAAGCUGUUUUAUAUUGUAGAUAUCAUUUUCAUAUAAGCUGAAUUAUUCAAAGUAUAUCCUGGUGUUGGGGGUCAUCUUCUUAAGUUGCAAAAUCAGUGAAAUUUCGUUUUGAGGCAGGGUUUUCUAUUUCGUCAGUGAAUUUUGAUGUAGAUCCAUUAUAAUAAUCUGUCUGAAGCAGGUCUAGACAAGAGUAAUUUAGGGUAGGGAGGAGGUUGUUGUGCUCUUAACGACUCUAGGGGAGGGGAAGGUAAGGGGAAGAUGACUUCUAUUACAAGGUCAUAACGGAGUGUCUUUAUGGCCCGGUAGAUCUGCGCUCUCCUACUCAAAAUUGUGGAUAGCAUAGAUAGCAUAUAUAUUUUAUAGUUUAACAAAAUUUAUUACUUUGUAUAUAAAAAAAGAUAUAUAACCUAAAAUGAACUUAAUAAUACAUUACAGCCGAACCUUUGUAAUUGACUGACAUCGAAGUAAAGGAACAGUGUUCGUAUUAUAGAGGUCUGUUUAUAGCUUCAAAGGUCAAACCCAUCUAAUACGACCAUCGAAGUAAAGGAACAGUGUUCGUAUUAUAGAGGUCUGUUUAUAGCUUCAAAAGUCAAACCCCUCUAAUACAACCACCGAAGUAACGGAACAGUGUUCGUAUUAUAGAGGUCUGUUUAUAGCUUCAAAAGUCAAGCCCUUCUAAUACGACCACCGAAGUAACGGAACAAUGUUCGUAUUAUAGAGGUCUGUUUAUAGCUUCAAAAGUCAAGCCCUUCUAAUACGACCACCGAAGUAACGGAACAAUGUUCGUAUUAUAGAGGUCUGAUUAUAGCUUYAAAAGUCAAGCCCUUCUAAUACGACCACUGAAGUAACGGAACAGUGUUCGUAUUAUAGAGGUAUGUUUAUAGCUUCAAAAGUCAAGCCCUUCUAAUACGACCACCUAAGUAAAGGAACAGUGUUCGUAUUAUAGAGGUCUGUUUAUAGCUUCAAAAGUCAAGCCCUUCUAAUACGACCACCAAAGUAACGGAACAGKGUUCGUAUUAUAGAGGUCUGUUUAUAACUUCAAAAGUCAAACCCCUGUAAUACGACCCCUGAAGUAACGGAACAAUGUUCGUAUUAUAGAGGUAUGUUCAUGAUCGGGUGCAGUCGAGACGAGUAAUCGGUGUUCGUAUUUAGAGGUUCCUUUUUUCCUCAACCUUCGAACAACUAUAAAACGAAGGAGAAUGAUUUGAGUUGGUAGCGAAGAGGUUGUGCAUGCGAUCUGUAAUGUGUGCUUAUACCAUUAGUAUUCAUGAUCAACCCGAUUAAAAGAGACAUUUCAGAAUUCCACUUUUUAACUAUCUCACUUUCUAUCUAAAAGUUAGAAAACAGAAUAAUAGAAGAUACUUAACUGACUGAAAUAAACUUUUUUUUGAACAAAGUAAGCUAAACUUCAAUUUAAAAUGAUAGUUAUUAUGAGGGCGUUAAUUUAAACAAGUCUCAUAAAAGGACGAUUAAUCCUUCUUUUCGAUUGCGACAAAAGACGGACUUGGAAACAGAGUCGGGAAGCAGUUCAUACAUAUAAUCGCAAGUGGAAACUGCUCGUCAUAAGCGUAAUCGCAAGUCAAGCAUGCGCAAAAGGAAGUCUUCCAAUCCGACGCGCUUCCGACUCCGACGCGCUUCCGACUCCAUUUUCCGACUCCGUCGCGAUUGCAAACCAAGGCUUAAAUGUAACCAUGUUAACUACCCAAUUUUAAGCGCGAAAACCAAGUUACAGCAGCAUUUGCGGGGUUUAAAGAUCUUUUUUUCCUUAUUUAACUUCGAUUAAAUUUCCUUUCAAUCCUUUAAUCUUCUUAUUCCGACAAACAGCUGGGACAAGAAGUGAAGAUUCCACCAAAAAAGGGUCUGGGUAAAAUAAACCAAUGUAUUUAUUAUUAUAUUGUUUUCAAAUUUGCUCUGAUGUAUUGCAUUAAAUAUUUCCAUUUUCUAAAAGA